Pyrenophora tritici-repentis Pt-1C-BFP is the source of this 1609-nucleotide messenger RNA. The record is from RefSeq and is a predicted model, not a curated record. Lineage: Eukaryota; Fungi; Ascomycota; Dothideomycetes; Pleosporales; Pleosporaceae.
AUGGUCUGCAUCCAACUCCUCACUGUUACCUUGGGCCUUGCACUUGGUGCUCAAGCCGCCAACGCCGCCCUCUCUGCAACGGUUUCAUCCCAUACUGGUUCACUGUGGGAAACAGCGUGGCCCAUGAUGCAAGCCCAGAUGCCCGGCAUCGACUGCAAACUGUCGUCCACCGGGUGGAACACAACUGCCAAGAAGCAUGACUCCUGCGACUACAUUGAGAGCAAGCUCCUGAAAAUCUUCCCUGGUAUCCAUUGCACCGGUCAGCUCGACGAAGCCGCCCUUCUCAAAAGCCUCGAAAACAUCCCCGUUGCCGCCGUCCAGCGCCGCGAGACUGCGCUUGAACGCCGAAGCACGGCCAUCGAUGCCGCAAUCGACAGGGAUCUCAAGUCUAAAGAGCGGCAGAUCAAUCAGCAAAAGGUUAAUUUUAUUCAGGGUUGCAAGGACGCUCCCCAUCCUGGAAACUGCUACACAUGUGUUGCUGCUGCUGUUGGUCAAGCCCUGGGAAAUGGAAGCAAGUGUGUCGUAGCAGCACAUAUUGCUUUGAAAGCCCUAAAUGCCAGACAGGGUCCCCGAACCAAAGUACCAUUCAGCCAACCACCAUCCCCAUCGACGAGUACUGCAAUGGCCUCUACGUGCAUUUUCUGCAAGAUCAUCAAGGGGGACAUCCCCUCGAUGAAGAUCUACGAGAGCAUGAAGACGCUUGCGUUCCUUGAUAUCGGACCAUUGAGCAAGGGACACUCUCUCAUCAUCCCCAAAUUUCACGGUGCGAAGCUCCACGACAUACCUGAUGACCAGCUCGCCGAAGUCCUAUCCGUUACAAAGCGCAUCGCCAUGGCCCAAAACCUCGAGGACUACAACAUCCUACAGAACAAUGGCAGGAUCGCACAUCAGGAAGUGGACCAUGUGCAUUUCCACUUGAUCCCGAAACCGAAUAAGGAGGAAGGACUGGGCAUCGAUUGGCCGACAAAGAAGAUGGAACAUGAAGAGCUGAGCAAGUUGUUGGAGGAUAUCAAGAGUAAGAUGUAGGGAACAUCAGUCAUGUAUCAUAUGACCAUGUCUAUAGCACAGCAUCUCGCUUAGCUAGAAUCUCAUCCGGCACUACCAGUCCUAUCUUCCAUUACUCUCCUUUGAAGACAGGUUUUCGCUUCUCUCUAAAAGCAAGUAAUGCCUCAUCCCGAUCCUUGGUCUUGACUACAAUAUCGUAUGCAGCGUUCUCCGCCUGCUCUCCCAAUGCGCACCCCUCCACGGCCGCCAGCGCAGCCUUGAUAGCUAUCGGACCACCUUCGCAUAUCUCUCUUGCUAACCUUAUCGCCUCGUCCAGCACCUUCUUCCGCGGCGCGCCUUCCUGCUUUGCAUCAUCGGCGGUUAUCUCGACCAAGCGGUCGCACAAGCCGAGGAAGUAAGCCUCUGGCGCAGCCACGCGUCGACCUGUGAGGAUCAAGUCUCUUGCGCGAGCGAGACCAAUCAGGGCAGGCAGACGAUAUGUUCCUCCUGCGCCAGGAAGAAUUGCAAGUCGUGUUUCGGGAAGGGCGACGGUAGUGGACGAGGCGAAGAUGCGCAGAUGCGUCGUAAGGGCUAGUUCAAGGCCACCACCGAAGGCCGGAGCUGC